AUGUCUAUAGAGUGGUCAAGCAGUCAGCUCAACGAUCAAUCUGAAGAAAACAAGCCAAACUCCCCCUCGGUCGAACAAUAUGGCGUUAGUAUGCGAGAUCGCGCUAUCUCCUUCGGCCCCGAUGAGCGUGAGCCUGGCGCCGAUCGAUCCAGACGUGGGAAGAUAGCAGGUCGGGCUCGUUCCUCCUUGUCCCGCUCGCGCUCUCGCAGCCGUGCUAGGUCCGCUUCCAAUAUGCAGAUCGAGUUUCGUCGGAUGAGCUUCCAAAUCUCCGAAUCGGAGAGCCGUGAGAAAUACGACGAAGACUUGAAAGCCAAAGGCAAAGAAGCCGAAGAGACUUCCGACAAUUCUCGCUAUUUGGAGACUCUGGACUACCACACUCAGUCUGUCGAAGAUCUCUAUAAGCGCUUUAACAGCAGCGUUGAGGGGAUUUCUCAGGCGGAAUCGACUGCCCGUUUAGCCCGCGAUGGCAAGAACGAAUUGCCCCAUAUCCCUCCUAACUACGUCAAGAAGAUCUUGAAGUACGUCUUUGGAGGCUUCUGCUCGGUACUUUGGAUUGGUGUCAUUAUUUUCUUCAUCUGCUGGCGCCCUCUUGGUGAUCCAGAUCCGGCUCCAUACAAUCUUGGCUUGGGAAUCCUUGUCCUGAUAGUCAUUUUCCUCCAGGCCUCAUUCUCUGCCUUUCAAGAUUGGUCCACUGCGCGUACCAUGAAAGCCAUUCUGGACUUGGUGCCCACAGAUGCUGUGGUAUUACGAUCCGGUGUCGCCACGAGAAUUCCAUCCACUGAAGUCGUCGUCGGCGAUGUUGUCCAGCUGAAUAUCGGUAACAAAGUCCCUGCGGACCUUUGUCUUCUCACCACCUCUGGGGAUGUCCGCUUCGAUCGCUCGAUCCUGACUGGAGAAUCCGAUGAAAUUGAGGGUUCCCUUGAGGCAACAGACACCAAUUUCCUCGAGUCCCGCAACGUUGCAUUGAUGGGAACUAUGGUAACAAAUGGUAGCGCAAUUGGCAUCGUUGUGUUGACAGGCAAAAAUACGGUUAUGGGCCAUAUCACAGUAUCAUCUUCCUCAAUCAAGGAGCAACCCACGCUCAUCCAGCGUGAGAUUACUCGAUUUGUCUAUAUCAUUGUCGGUCUGACCGUUUUCCUUGCCGGCCUUCUGGUCUUCACCUGGCUUGGUUGGCUUCGGAAAGAUCACUACGAAUUUAUGAAUGUGGUGGAUAUGCUUGAUGACGUGAUGGGCUGCGUCGUCGCCUUCAUUCCAGAGGGUAUGCCUGUUGGUGUCGCCCUCACCCUCAUGAUGGUGGCUCGACGCAUGAAAAACAACAACAUCCUUCCCAAGGGUCUGUCCACAGUGGAAACUCUGGGUUGUGUCAACGUCAUUUGUUCUGAUAAGACGGGUACCCUGACCGAAAAUCGCAUGAGUGUGAUCACGACCGCGUUUGUGGACUCGAGCAUGCCUGCCGAAGAGGCCUUUCCAACUUUCGCUGAAGGCAGCCUGAAGCCACUGUUGACUCUUCAUAAAGUUGCCGCUCUUUGCAACGAUGCGACUUUUGACCCGGCGACUAUUCAACUUCCGAUUGCAGAGAGAAAAAUUCUUGGCAAUCCCACCGACGGUGCUGUUCUCAAAUUCGUUGAAACCGCCCAGCAGGGUGCGGUCAAGGCCCUGAAUGAUGAAUAUCCACGGGUCUUCAGCAUUCCCUUUAAUUCGAAGAACAAGUGGAUGCUCACAGUGCAUAAGCCUCGACAGACCGACGAAACUUCUCCAAGCUACCUGCUUCUCAUGAAGGGGGCUUCUGACAUUCUUCUUCCCUAUUGUACUUCCUACUGGUCCUGCAAGACCAAUAGCGUCCAGCUACUGGAUGAAGUGGCCAUCCAGGAACUUGCGACAGUUCAGAACAAAAUGUCUAGGGGUGCCCAGAGAGUGAUUCUUCUUUGCCAGCGCUCGUAUAUAUCGACCCAGCCCGUUGGAACGAACGCUUUUGGUGACGAGAUUCAAAGCCAAGGCAUCUGCGAUCUUACGUUAGUCGGAAUGUUUGGUAUCCUCGAUCCGCCUCGCAAAGAAGCCUCCUCAACGGUAGCGGCUUGCAGACGAGCGGGUGCUCGCUUCUUCAUGAUCACCGGUGAUCUUGGUCUUACUGGAGCUGCCAUUGCACGUGAGAUCGGCAUCUUUUCCGGGGAUGCCGAGCCCGAUACUUUCGACACGAUCGUACAGAGGCGACUAAUCAAGGAAUCUACCUCUCAAUCAUCAACAAAUACCGAUGCCUCGUGGUCCCAGACCUCCCUGCUUCUGGAAGGCACCUCAAUCUCUCAACUGACCAAUGAGGAUUGGGACAUGGUUUGCGGUUACCAAGAAAUUGUAUUUGGGCGAACUAUGCCAGAUCAGAAGCUUCGCAUCGUCAAUGAGUUGAGAGCUCGUGAUAAUGUUGUCGCAGUGACUGGCGACGGCGUUAAUGACGCACCUGCCAUGCGUGCUGCUGAUGUCGGUGUCGCCGUGAUAACUGGCAGCGACGUGGCCCUUGAAGCCGCUGAUCUCAUCUUGAUGGAUAAAUUCGACUCUAUCAUUGAUGCUAUUCGCCUCGGACGUUUGGUUUUCCAGAAUCUUCAGAAAGUCAUCAGUUAUCUCCUUCCGGCAGGUUCAUGGUCAGAAAUUUGGCCUGUGCUUCUCAACGUGUUCUUCGGUGUUCCUCUUCCGCUGUCUUCAUUCUUGAUGAUCAUCAUUUGCGUCUUUACUGAUCUUUUUUGCUCCUUAUCCCUCAUAAUGGAGCAGGAAGAAUUCGACUUGCUUGAUCUGCCUCCUCGCAACCACAAGAAGGAUCAUUUGAUCAACCUGAAAGUCUAUAUUCAAAGCUACCUCUUUAUGGGAGUCUUGGAAACAGUCUGUGCGCAUUCUAUGUAUUUCCUCUAUUAUUGGAGACAUGCCGGUAUUCCAGCGAGCGCACUUUUCUUUGCAUUUGAGAAAUACGCCGAUGGGUUCUAUGGUUACACUGAAGCCGAGCUGACGCAAUUCAACGUCGUCGGUCAAAGUGUAUAUUUCAUCUGUCUUCUCAUUCUGCAGUGGGGCAACAUUCUCAGUGUGCGAAACAAGCGUCUUUCUAUUCUACAGGCAGAUCCCAUUCGCAAGAAGCGCCGAAACCCAUGGCUUCUGGCUAGCUUGGUGGUUAGUCUCUCUAUUGCUGUUUUCGUGACCGAGGAACCAGGGCUUCAGAGAAUAUUUGGCACUGGCUCAGCACCACUGGAGUUUUGGUUCCUCCCUCUGCCGCUUGCCUUGGGCAUUCUUUGCAUGGAUGAGAUCAGGAAGCUGUCGGUGCGUCUGUGGCCAAAGGGCCCUACUGCUCGAAUUGCGUGGUAG
This is a messenger RNA of Penicillium cinerascens, 3342 nucleotides long. RefSeq names its product cation-translocating P-type ATPase. The record is from RefSeq and is a predicted model, not a curated record. Bases 1 to 3342 code for a protein of 1113 amino acids. Gene Ontology annotation, biological process: intracellular potassium ion homeostasis; proton transmembrane transport; potassium ion import across plasma membrane. Gene Ontology annotation, cellular component: membrane. The transcript has a single exon. NCBI's taxonomy places the organism in Eukaryota, Fungi, Ascomycota, Eurotiomycetes, Eurotiales, Aspergillaceae. Gene Ontology annotation, molecular function: ATP hydrolysis activity; ATP binding; P-type sodium:potassium-exchanging transporter activity.